This is a messenger RNA of Bacillus rossius redtenbacheri, 998 nucleotides long. RefSeq names its product programmed cell death protein 5 (gene PDCD-5). The record is from RefSeq and is a predicted model, not a curated record. Gene Ontology annotation, cellular component: nucleus; cytosol. The transcript has 4 exons. NCBI's taxonomy places the organism in Eukaryota, Metazoa, Arthropoda, Insecta, Phasmatodea, Bacillidae. Gene Ontology annotation, molecular function: DNA binding. Bases 94 to 471 code for a protein of 125 amino acids.
AAAAAAAAAAUUGUUUUCUAGUUGUGGUUGGUCCAGGGUUGGUCCAAGAGUGGCGUGUCGGCUGCCUGGGAGUUCUGUUAUAGUGAUUAAAGCAUGGGUGAUUCAGAAUUAGAAGAAAUCAGAAAUCGACGUUUGGCUCAAUUGCAGUCUAAUUAUAAGGGUGGGCAGGACGACAAAGCCGCGGAGGAACGGCAGCAGCAGCAGGAAGACCUCAAGAACGGCAUCCUCAGUCAGGUUCUGACGCAGGCUGCCAGGGCCCGCUUGAACACGCUGAUGAUAGGCAAGCCGGAGAAGGGCAAGAUGGUUGAGAACAUGCUGGUGCAGAUGGCCAGGACGGGGCAGAUCAGGGGCAAGCUGGACGAGCCCCAGCUCAUAGACAUCUUGGAGAAGGUCAGCCAGCAGCUGCAGAGGACCACCACAGUGAAGUUUGAUCGCAGGCGGGCAGCACUUGACUCGGAUGAUGAAUUAUAGCACUUCAGGAGAAAUUGCAGAAACUUUGCUUUGUCAAAUGAGACUGUACGAUGGACUGCACAUAUUAACAUUGUUUGCUUGGAAUCCAGAGUUAAGAAAAUAUUUUUAAGUAUUUUAAACAAUUAAAAAUUUAAUGUGUGCUAUUGUAAACUUAGAUAACAAACACAAUAGAAUAAUUCACCCAUUUGAGAUUGAAACAUCAUCAUUGUUUAUACUAAAAAAUGUGUAAUAUUAAUUAAUCAUGUGAAUAUUGCUUGAGUACAAUUGCUGUACACAUCUAUGAAUCAUUUUUAUAUAUAUAUUUUUUGUAUAUGAUUAAGAUUAUUGCAUUGCUGAACUCUAGUUUUAUCUGCUUAUAUGCUUAUAUUCUUAUUUAUAAAAAUUGGUAAAAUCUGUGUAACAUCAUUACUGUAUUAUUAACUUAUGUUUCAUAAGCAACUGUAAAGCAUUUUAUGCUACUUUUGUUAUUAAAAUAAACCGCUAAUAAAUCAAGUUUAUUCACCCUGUGGGUGUUUUAGCUGGUGAAA